Trichosporon asahii var. asahii CBS 2479 is the source of this 1758-nucleotide messenger RNA. RefSeq lists its product as uncharacterized. The coding region runs from base 1 to 1758 and encodes 585 amino acids. The record is from RefSeq and is a predicted model, not a curated record. The transcript has a single exon. Lineage: Eukaryota; Fungi; Basidiomycota; Tremellomycetes; Trichosporonales; Trichosporonaceae.
AUGGCCACUAUCCCGGAUCAGGACUCGCCGCCCCUUUCCCCGAUCUGGACACCGACCGGUCUUGAGCCGUCCAAGAACGAUUACUUCAUGUCCGACAACUGGCUGCACAACGAUCGCUCUGUCCUCGACCUGACCAGGCGGAACAGCGACUCGAAGCCGCACCUUGCGUCAGUCAGCCCCGCCAAACUUGCCAAGUCGCAGUAUGUCACCUUUGCCACUGCUACCGAAACCCCCUGCUCUACGGACUCCAACUACUCUUCGUCGAGCGGUGAGCCGCCUUCGCCUGUCGAAAAGCGCUUCACCAGCUAUCCUCGACCAGUCUCGAUCCACACCAACCCCAAAACACCGACAAUGGAGGAGAUUGCGCCGGCUCUCCCGGAGUCACCCGACGUGGCCACUGCCGCAUACCACACUCCUGUCUUGGGCGGUUCGCGCCACAAGAACACUCUACAGCGCAAGCUCGCCCCGAAUCUGACCGAGUCUCUUGAGUUGCUGGUAGACGUGCACCACCGUCGGGACGCGGACCGUCUUCUCGCCGGAUCUGGUUGUGACAAGCACUCGCCGUUACGCGCCGAUGUGCUAGCCGCGUUGAAGCGCGAUUCUGUCAACCGAAGCCGAACUUCCUUAGUCCCAAGCCUCAACCCUGCCAAUACCCCGCUACCGCCCGAGCCUACUGUUCGAGGCCUCGGUUUGUACUCUGCCCCUAACCGGGGCACGGAGAGUGUCAGCGCUGUGUACGCUGUCACCUCCCGACCAGAGCGGGUGGCGCGCAGCGCUUCCACGCCAGCGGUGCAAAGUUCCUUAGCGCGUCACGCGACUGCCGAACGGGGUUUGAGCCUGUUGUCCAUUAGCUCAACUGAGUCUCUCCGCAGAGGCAGUCUCACUACGAGCGGAACUGCUGAGAGCGUCCCCGCCCUUCCCAGUCUUCCCGAGGCUGGCCCUGUCGAGCACAUCGCUUCGUACGCCGAGAUCAAGGCUGCGCGCGCGGCCGCCGCAGCCGCCGAUGCGCAGACCUUCGACUCGUCCGCUCCUCCUGCCGAGAAGCAGAUGGACUACGCUGCUAAGCUCGAGCUCUUCGACGCCACCGGCAACCGUGUCCGGUUCGGAGACCUCUUGAGCCAGCGUACCCUCGUCAUCUUCGUCCGCCACUGGUACUCCUCCUCUUGCGCCGAGUACGUGCGUGCCGUGGCUCAUUCCGUCACCGACGACGUGCUCACUACCACCGAGACACAAGUGAUCAUUGUUGGCCACGGUUCGCCAUCAAUGAUCCCCGGGUACCGCAAGCAUCUCGCUUGUCCUUUCCCGAUCUACACCGAUCCGACUCGCAAGCUUCAAGACGCACUCGGCAUCUUACCGGCGCCUCUUUCGGGCGACAGCCCCUCCCGUCAAAAGUUCCUUCUACGCCUUAACCGGGCGUUCGACAUGUUCGUCGCUGCUGCAAAGAUGACAUCGUUCCGUGGUGGUGACCGGCGGCAGCUUGGUGGCGAGUUCAUCAUGAUGGAGUCGUCGUGCUCGUUCGCGCACCGCAUGCGCCUCCCCGCCGACCACACCCCUGUGCCCCAGCUCCUCAAGGCCAUAACGAAGAAGGAAAACCGUCAAUCGUACCGUGUCUCGAUCAACGGCAAGAGUGUCAACAGCGUCCUCAUCGGCCCGAACCCUUCCACCGCCAACUUCGGCAUGAUCGCUGCGCCUGUGCGGGAGGAGGCUCCCCGCCGCGAAUCGCAGCGCUGGGAGGCUGAGCGUGGUCUCGCCAUCUAG